Mirounga angustirostris (Northern elephant seal) is the source of this 3524-nucleotide messenger RNA. It is a transcript of the gene TPD52, whose product is annotated as tumor protein D52. Lineage: Eukaryota; Metazoa; Chordata; Mammalia; Carnivora; Phocidae. Gene Ontology annotation, biological process: B cell differentiation. Gene Ontology annotation, cellular component: cytoplasm. The record is from RefSeq and is a predicted model, not a curated record. The transcript has 6 exons. Bases 339 to 887 code for a protein of 182 amino acids.
CACCCGGCUCUUCCCUCCCGGCGCCGGAGUUCCGCCGGGCGCGAGCCGGCCCGCCCAGCCCUCCUCGCCGGGCGCCGCCCGCCGCGCCGACGUGGCCGAGCGCACAGGUCGGCCGGGUCAGGUGGUUGGGUGACGCCCCGGGAAAGCGCUCCCCGCCGAGGGCGGGCGGCGCCGCCGCGCCCGACGCCUCCGGGGGAGGGGACUUCGCGGGAGUCGCGGGCGGAGGCGAGGAGGAGCGCGGCGCGGUGCGGAGCGGAGCGGCGGGCGUGCGUGCGAUCCGAGCGGGACGGGCUGCAGGCGGCGGAGGCGCAGAGGACGCGAGGCGGCGGGCGGGAGACAUGGACCGCGGCGAGCAAGGUCUGCUGAGAACAGACCCAGUACCUGAGGAAGGAGAAGAUGUUGCUGCUACGAUCAGUGCCACAGAGACCCUGUCAGAGGAGGAGCAAGAAGAGCUAAGAAGAGAACUGGCAAAGGUAGAAGAAGAAAUCCAGACUCUGUCUCAAGUGUUAGCAGCCAAAGAGAAACAUCUAGCAGAGAUCAAACGGAAACUUGGGAUCAAUUCACUACAGGAACUAAAACAGAACAUUGCCAAAGGCUGGCAGGAUGUGACAGCAACAUCUGCAUACAAAAAGACAUCUGAAACCUUAUCUCAGGCUGGACAGAAGGCGUCAGCUGCUUUCUCAUCUGUUGGAUCAGUCAUCACCAAAAAGCUGGAAGAUGUAAAAAACUCCCCAACUUUCAAAUCAUUUGAAGAAAAGGUUGAAAACUUAAAGUCUAAAGUAGGGGGAACCAAGCCGGCUGGCGGGGAUUUUGGAGAAGUCUUGAAUUCAACUGCAAAUGCCAGUGCCCCGGAGCCUCUUCCAGAACAGACGCAGGCGAGCCCAUGAGGUCCUUACCUUUGUUCUGCUACCCACUGCCAGAUGCUGCAAGCAAGAUCCAAGCACAUCUUGUCAACAUUCGUUGCCGUGAAUUUCCACCAGAUGUGCUUUUAAUUAGCUUUACAUAUUCAUUUGACCAAAUAGUUUGUGGGUUGAACAAAAUAAAAGUAUCUUCACUUCUGUUCCUGGGAAACACCCUUUAAUGUGCAUUUAAGGGCCCUGAUUUAGGAAACACCAUUAUAAAAAACCACAGGUAAUCCCUGGGGAUCCUCAUUAGAAUGAUCUCCGAAGCUUCAGGUUAUCAUAAUUGCUUUCCUACUUUACAAAAUUGCUCUGGAUCUGGGAUGCCACUUUGAUCUUUGUCUUCAAUAUGAUUUUCUUGUUUCCUUCUUGAACCUCUGUGUAUUUGAUUGCUAACUAAAAUUUUCUUUAAAAUUUCCUGAAUCCUGGUUAUUAAAAGUUUUGGCAUAAUUUUCUUUACCUCCGAGGGAAGAACGACCAGCUACAAAAAAUAUUUUUGAAUAAGCAUUGUUCCGAUAGAAGGUAUAUCUUUUGUGUCUGAAGACAGCAGACUAAAUAAAUCAGAUCUACAUCCAAUUUGUUAGUUUGGUAAGUGACAACGUGUGAGGUAGUUCAGAGUCCUAGGUAACUUGAGAGUGGAAUCCUCACAUCCUCGUCACCAUUUGUGACAGUAACCAUUUCAGUAUAUUUGUUAUUAUGCCACUUCUCUUAACUUACUUUUCAUGAGACUGAAUUUCUAGUUUCAGAGUAAGUUGCAAAAUAACAUUUUGAAUCAGGCAUAUUGUAAUUACCAGCAGGUUGAAAUAUGAACACUCUCAUCACCUGUUCCAUUCAAAAGCCUGAACGUUUUUUAGAUCUCAGUAGCUGUAAAAAUGCUAAGAUCAAUCACAUUAGGGGAGACGUUGCUGUCUUCAUUUAAUUCAUUUAGCACCAUUUAAAAAUAAGCACACGAAAUUGUAUGACUAAACUUGAAAAGAUUUUACACUAAGGGUUGGUGGUAGGUAACUCCUGAGGAUUUAAUGCAUUAAUGAAAAUCAACUCAUUGUUUUCUACUUAUUUGUUUUCAUUGUGUUAGAAAUUAUAAAAUGUAGACAUUGCCCCCCUACUUUGAAAAAAUGGCAGGGCUGAAUGAACCAAAGCCUCUAGAAGUAUCUGCAUGGAGGCCACGGUACUCUCUUCUAAUAGCUACUUACUCAUCACUAUUACCUUUUCAUUAUUCUGUGUGUGGUUAUGGCCUAUAAUGUUGUAUUUGUUAUUUAUCAAGUUGUGAUUGUUUUAGUAUUGUUUAUGCCAAAUGUUAAUUGCCAAGCUUGGAGUGACCUGAGGCAUUUUUUUUUUUAAAGCAUGACUAGAUUUAACUUCAGGAUAAAUUAUCUUAUGAAAACCAAAUUUGAAAAGCCACAAGUGUUGAUUGUUAUGAGUAACAUGCUGCCAUUCUUGAUUGCUAGAGCUUUUGUUAUAGCACUUUAGAUGCAACUGAAAAUAUGCUCUAUUAAAUGUGAAAAGCCUAAUAAAUUCUGUCUAUCAGUAGUAUAGGUCUCAAUAUUUAUUGUGAGACCAAUGGUCUGGAAACAGCUUGUAUUAAAUAAUCAACUGGUGUCUAUGCAAAAAAAACAUUUUUUUUUUUACUAUCUGCUUUAAAUCACUACUUAAUGGUGUCAGACUAACAUAUAAAUUAUUUCCUUGAAGAGGCUUUAAGGCAAUUGUCCCAGUUGUUGAAGCACUGUCCUGGAGGACUGGAUCUGUAAAAAUUUGUCUUUUUAUAGAAAUACUGUGGUUACUCAUCAUAACUGUUAAAUUAUUUUUUUCCAACUAGUCUUUCAUUUUUUUUUUAAUCAUCUUUUCAUCACAUUGUUUCUUGGGUGUCCUGCCCUGUUACUAUCUUUCAACUUUGGCUGAGUGAAAUAUAUUCAGAUCUCUACUUUAUAAUGAGAAAUGAUAGAAUAAGGAGUGGAAAAUGGGAUGGGAGUAUGUGAGUAUUGGUGAUGGUCAUGAAAGAAAUUGGGAGAAUUGCUUUUCCAGAUAUCUACCUAUACUUAAUUUUAAAUGAUUUAAUCUUUUGCAAAGCACUCUGCAUCUUAAAAGUAGUAGUAAAAAGUAGUGAGAGAUUGAAUUUAGAAAAACAAACAUAUGGACUUAGAAGUAUUAUUCAAAAUAGUCUUUGUGGAAGAUUCAAUAUGAAUUCACAGAUAUUUAAGAAAUUUGGAACAUAGUAAUUAUUAAAAAUACCAGAGAGUUCCUGGUCACUCUAUUGAAUUUUGUGUUUGACACUGUAAGAAAACAGUAACUUGAGAGUGAAAUCUCAGAUGUUUAAGUGAACAAGAGGUGUGACAGAAGGAAAUAAUCCCUAAAAUUAAUCCCUUUUUACAAAGGAUUGUCUUCAAUUUAUGGAGUUUGUGGAAAAUAAAGCAAGAAUUCUCAUGCUUAUGAGGCCAAAGUAAUCAUUGGAAGAGAGAAUUCACUGGAUUAUUCUUUUAGUAAUUCAAACUACUGAAAUAGAGAAGAGAAAAAAAACACGUUUAAUUUGGAAUCACGGUUUCUGGAUCUGUUUAUCAUUAAAUGCACACUGUAUUUUUUUUUUUUUUUGUAUAGUAUUUGAAAACAAUAAAAAUUCUGUAAUUUGGG